Messenger RNA from Cylindrotheca closterium, 1452 nucleotides. The record is from the annotation of a GenBank genome assembly. NCBI's taxonomy places the organism in Eukaryota, Bacillariophyta, Bacillariophyceae, Bacillariales, Bacillariaceae.
AUGAGCUCAGCAUUUCGAAUUUUGAACCAAUGCUUCCUGCUUUCAAGCUUGUGCUUACUCCUCAUCACGACACAACUCGCCUAUGGUUGGUCCUUUUUGGAUCCCAAUAUGAAACCCCUUGGUGGUGGCGAUCAGUCUCGACGUACGUUCUUGGAUACUGUUACCUCAACUACUACAAAUGCUGUUGCUGCCUCGAGUCUUGGUGUCUCAACGGCCAUGCUGACCAAUGGUGAAAACAAUGUUGGACUUGCACAAGCUGCUGCGGAAGAGAUGCCAUCCAUCAUCAAUGAUUCGGCACAAGCUACUUAUACCACCAAACCUUUGGCGGGCCGCUUUUAUUUUCCAGCGCUGACACCACCCUUUCGAAAUCGAGCCACCUUCAAGUAUGACUUGGGACGGAAUGCCUGGGCUCUGGAGCAACUCUUGACCUUUGCCAAUGUCACUGCCACCAUACGGUGCACCGUGAUUCAAUUGGAAACGACGGGAGGGCUCUGGGUCCACUCUCCCCAAUGGCCGACUGGUGAAUUCUGUGCCCUUUUGGAUGAGAUUGGAGCCCCUAUGGAACAUGUGGUCUUGCCUUGCAAUGCUUUUGAGCACAAGGCGCCAAUGAAAGCCUUUGCCGAAAACUAUCCGAAUGCUAAAGUUUGGAUUUCUCCAGGUCAGUUCGGUCCACUUGGAACUUGUGGCAAAAGUUUAUCUAAAGACAGCUGUCAAAUGGGAUACCGAGUCGAUGGAAUAUUAGGCUUGGACAAUCCUCUUCCGCCAUGGUCCAAUGAAUUUGACAUGGCCACAUUAUACCUGGAAAUCCCAAAGAAUGCUGGGCCAGUGUCGGAAGUUUCCUUUUUUCAUCGCCCUACCAAGACACUUGUGGCAACGGAUUCCGUCAUCUAUGUCCCCAAAAGGAAAUUUCCUCCCGACAUCUUCUCCACAUACUUUGAUCGAGAGACCAUUGAACAAGACCCAACCUUUUGGCCUCGGACGGUCUUGCAAGCUAUUUUUCUGCCAUUGCGACAAGACGACCAUGGCAAUUAUCCAUCCUACGAGGCCAUUUCCGAUCGGCUGAUCCGUGCGCCCAUUCUCCGAGCCUUGGUCGAUGCUAGGGCACCAAACCAAGUCCGCGAAUGGAUUGCCCAACAGACAAAACCCUCUUGGGACUUUGAUCGAAUCCUAACUAGUCAUUUUGAAUCUCCCAUUUCCGCUGGUCCCACCGAGUACAAGGCAGCCUUUGGAUACCUAGACGACCAGGAAUACAACAAGGUGGAACGAGUCGGACAAACUACUACUACUACUACUAACAACAACAGCGACAAAGGCAAAGUAAAUGCCAAUCUACCAGCCAUCCAGUGCCAAGAUUGGGAACUCUUGGACAGCAUCAACCAAGUUGUCGCAAAAUCUAAUGCCGGUGCACCAGCGACUUUUGACUUUCAAAGGGGCUGCAUAUCAUCGGAAUGA